AUGACCGGACUACAACAGACGCUGGCGCAUCCCGCCUCAAAGACAGUCGGUGCGGUGGAAGCCAACUGCAGUCCCAGCCAGGCCUGGACGCCGGUCCCGCCCAUGCAGGCCUUGUGCCUGGCUCCGGGGCUCCCCGAGGACUGGAGGGCGCCGGUGAAGCUCGAACCCGUAGAGAUGGCAGAGGCU
Protopolystoma xenopodis is the source of this 186-nucleotide messenger RNA. NCBI's taxonomy places the organism in Eukaryota, Metazoa, Platyhelminthes, Monogenea, Polystomatidea, Polystomatidae. The record is from the annotation of a GenBank genome assembly.